AUGAAAUAUUUAGCGCAUUUAUUUUUUUUUAUUACAUUUUUGCAAUUUAUAAUUAAUAAAUACGAUAACAAUGACAAAGCAUUGGGCAAAUUUUUAAACAUAAGAAAUGGGAGGUUUCUAGCAGAUUAUUAUUAUAACAGUGAUGAAGAUCACAAUCAACACCAAAAAAAAAAAAAAGCGCCUACAUAUGCACCAAAUACUAUUCCACAAAACGGCACCACAUUUCCAAACAUACGCACUACCCAAAACACGGCAUCAGAUUAUUAUCCACAGCCUAUUCAAGGCCAUCAAAAGAAUACAUACGAUUCCCCUGCAGGCUUCGAUUUUUAUAAUAGUCCGUUCAUCGUAAAGCUAAGACAUAAUGCUAAACUCAUUAUGGCAUCAUCUGCAGUGGCCUUUUUUCUUAUCGAAGAUAUAGGAAUUAAAGCUAUGUUAUUUUUAAUAUUUGCUUCUGCUGCACUCGCUUAUUUUACUUCCAUAUAA
Molecule: messenger RNA, 483 nt
Organism: Plasmodium vinckei vinckei
Lineage: Eukaryota; Apicomplexa; Aconoidasida; Haemosporida; Plasmodiidae
Product: schizont membrane associated cytoadherence protein, putative
Exons: 1
Coding region: 1-483 (160 amino acids)
Source: RefSeq, a predicted model, not a curated record